Lethenteron reissneri (Far Eastern brook lamprey) is the source of this 2278-nucleotide messenger RNA. RefSeq names its product tumor suppressing subtransferable candidate 4 (gene TSSC4). NCBI's taxonomy places the organism in Eukaryota, Metazoa, Chordata, Hyperoartia, Petromyzontiformes, Petromyzontidae. The record is from RefSeq and is a predicted model, not a curated record.
CGCGCGGGGCCCAACCACCCACCCAACCACCCACCCACCCACGGCGCUCACCAUUCUCACCUCCAACAAUCUCCGGGCGGCGAUGGAGGCGGCCGUGGAGGAGUCGACCACCACGGCGCCUGACUCUGCGGGCUCCUCUGCGCCGACACGCGGCUCUCCCUCCCCGCCCGGGUGUCGGAGUUAGAGACGCUGGUCGCCUUCACGAACCCGGAUGGAGAGUUCGUAAAGACCCUUGGACAGGCUAAAGCGUCAGGUCACAUCUGGAAAGCCCUCUUCCAGCUGCCUGUCGACGAGGACGAGUAGAUUUGUACGCAUUUUAAAAUGGCUGCAAAUCCUCCCCAACUGGACUCCGAAUCUAGCAGUGACAGUGACGUGGAGGAUGCUCCGGUCGAGAUCCCAUCAAAGCCCAACGUCCCGUUUAUGCUGAUGGGCACUUCGCUUGCCUUCAGCUCCCGCACCCGUGGAAUUUUUGACAGUCUGGAGACUGCGGCCAAAACCUCUCUCCCCUCUCUGUCCAACGACAACCUGCUCGAUGGCGAGUUCAAGCGACCACCGCCGGCUGCUCGGCCACCGAGGAGUGGUCGAGGCAAGCGGAGCUGGGUGGCGUCCAACGAGACCGCGGGCCGCGAGCCACGCACGCCGCUCGACAGCUUCAACAGCCUCCCUCCACCAGCGCCUGGUGCCACGCCGGACUUCCAGGUCAACCCAUCACGCUGGACGCGCUACUCGCUAGAGGAUGUGGAGGACGACGGCACCAACGUGUCCAACGCCUCGGUAGCGCACGCUUUUCUGAGCGAGAUGCACGGGAGAAACGCGCACAGCAAGGGGUCAGGGUCAGGGUCAGGAAUGACCGACGACGGUGAUGGAGAGAUCGCGUUUAAUCAACCGCUCACAGGUGAUGCUUCCAAGAGGAUCAGGUUCUCUAAGCCAAUGAGGGAGCAGGAGCCAGCGGAGCAUCAGAAGGGCUCAAUUGAAGCAGCCAAUGCAGGGGAUGGAGGAGGCACGUGGGAGCCAAAGGGGCACAGUGCGGGAUCGCUGGGCGUGGACGAGUUUCCAGGGAGAGGAAUUACUCUGCAGCAUUUGGGCGAUAUGGAAAGCCACAUGGCAGAAGAGGAAGAUGCAGAGGACAGUGGAAAGAAACCCAAAAAAGCAAGUGGAACGGGAAGCGGGUUGGCACCAUCUGCGUUCCUCACGAGCAAAAAGAGGAAGAUUGCCAACAUUCGUGCCAAAGAGGGCUCGGAUAGUGAUUAAGAUUGUGCAAAGAAACAUUGCAUUUCAUUGGCUUUGUUUUUGAGUGUUUGGAUUAUAAUUAGCUUUUCUGUUUGUUUUUCCAACGUCGUUUAGCCUUGGUGUCUCCGAUUUAUGGAAACGUUUCAUCAUAGUAAAUGGAAAAUUAAAUGUCCAUUCCCGGAAUAAACAUCACUCAUGAGAAAUGUACGUGAAUUUGUUUUUGAGACUCGUUUGAUUUUAUAUCAGCUUCCUAAAGAAAAAUAUUCUAUUGCAGCAUAUGGAUUAUGGGCAUACACAUGUAAUUCUGCCUUUAAAAUCCAGGUGAUGGUGGAUUAUUCAGAAAUUAUUAUAUGCUUUGAUUCUACUGGAUCGUUUGAGCUACUAGGUGGCCAGGAAGACGCCAAUGCAGCGAGUGGGUUCAUCAACUCAUGACGUUUUGAGUCUUACCCCAUCACCCUCCUGAUGAGUACUGAGACUGAGAUUUCCUUUUGACAUAAGGGGACAUAAGUACCACGUGUUUCAACAGAACAGCGCUUCGUAUUUUGGAAAUGUCGCUCAUAACUGCGAUGCAAAUUUACAAAUUAAAGCGAGCAUUGACGCACUGUUUCGCGUAGUUUUACGUUUCGUCCCGCAAACACUAAUAAGGUUCGGAUAAUAUUGACCGAAAUCAUAUUGCUUUUGGUGGGUGCUGUUCUUGCGUAGCUUAAUUUUAUCGCGCCACGCUUUUAAUUAACCGCACGCAAUACACACCGGUUUCUGUGCAAAUAUUCACGGUAUCUGUUUACAGACGAACCAGAGCAAGAGUCCAUCGUUACAGGGUAGUGGCAGUAAAGGCUCCAAGAGAACGAAAGCUAGGCCAAAGUCUUCCAGCUUGGCCUUCGUUAUAUUGCGGAGGUAAACAAUGCCCACAGAUAACGCUCAUAAUGUAGCCCUUAUUGGAAUCCUAUAUUUAUCAGAGUGACGUAUACGUAGUGCUUGACUAGGCAACAUUAGCAACUUGCAACGGUACACUUCGCUUUGGUCAAAUAAACCUCUCGCUUUUAAUCAA